CAUUUGCUGCUGAUGAAAUUGUGAACGGCCUCUGUUCUAGCUAGAUAUUGGCAACAUAUUUUGUAUGUUUGACACAUCUCGGAGCAUCUUCUGACGGUCAUCAUGUCUUUGGAGUGCGUUGGGAUGGUAAAUACAUUUCGAGAGGCCGGGAAUAGCUGAAGAAAUUUUAAGCAAACAGACUGAAUAUGUUCCUGACACAGGUGGAUGAUUCUUGGAAUAACGUUAAGUUAGCUAUCUUGGAUUCGAAACGUAUGGAGAAAAACACCAAACGCGGAUGUAAAUUAGAAUUAUUGACAAAACGAACAAAGUAACUUUACUGGGAAGAUUACAUUUGACAAAAUGUCCUCAUAGCCAGUCCAAUUUAGUUUCAGAAUCAGAGAUUGACCAUUUGGCUUGUUAGCUAGUUAACGUUUGCUAGCGAAUUAAAGCGUCCUUCAAGAUAUGGGGAUGUUUGGAAGCGUUAAGUCAAUGUUAUUAAACAUGUCAGUCGGUAAGCAAGCCCAACUAUUUCAAUUGGACAUGCCUUAUUUAAAAAGAGUCAAGCGUUGUUAACUAGCCAAGUUACCUAGAAAGCUAUUUAUUUACUCACUCCAAGGUUGGCGUAUUUUCAUCCACUGGCACGCACUGUCAAGUACAACGUAAAUCGCAUUGGCUAAAAGCUAGCUGGCUAGCCUGUUACAAUGGUCACACUUUGCAACCAAAUUGUGGAUAACUUUUUGGACCUUGUUAGCACAUGUUAACUAUUUAAAAUAACUUUAACGCGUUCGUGGUAUUUAUUGCAUCCAAUUUAUAACAUGUUAUGCUAAAUAUUUUCUAACUGAUGUGUUAGGCAGUCAGUUGUGUAAGCAAGAAGGUCCCCUCGCGUUAGUCCCAAUGCAAUGAAUGAGUGUUUUAGAUAACACGCUAAAUUGAUCAAGUCACUUACUAUUACAGGAACUCAUGUUUUUGUGUGUGAUAUCGCUUCACGUUUUUUUGUGACUCAUAGCGACCUUUUAUGACGUUAGCCUGUUGUUGCCUCAUUAAUAUGUUGGUUCUUAGAACAUUUCUAUUUAGUUUUAGCGCUAUUUUGAUAAGUCACAUGUCACCAAUGUAUUUGUUGAAUUCCAAAGUACAAAUCAAAGAUAAUAAUUCUAUGGAAUUAAUUAUAAAUUAAUCUGAAAAUGCAAAUUUGUCUAGUUGACAACAUUUAAAAAGUGCAUGCUUAGACGGGGUAAAUGAGUCGAGGAUCAUUUAGGCAACAACUAGGGCAAGUAGACAAAUCAAUAAAUAUGGGAAGUACACUGGUUUUAAGCACUAAGGUGUUUACACAGUGCUAACAUGUCAUAAAUUCAAAACGAGUCAGUGAAGGCAGGUGUUUUAUUUACCAUCAUGCAACAUCUGCCCAUGGAUCUCGUCAAGGACGUUGUCUACCAUGUGUAGAAUAACAAUAUUGAAAUUGAGGAAGAAUUGGAUGUUUGUUUUGAAAUAAAUUAUAAUUUUCUAGUUUACUGGGGAAUUAGCUAUCUACUCAAAUGGAACAUACUCUGAUGUCUAGCCCUCUGGGAUAUUCAGAGUGGGAUUCAGAAUGCAUACCCUCCCACGGAUUCCUCCUCGUGGAUUCAGACAAAGGAGCCAUGCUGCCUCAGAGAGAAAGUGAUCAGACAGGUUUGGAUUUCCAGAAAGUCAACCAGGGUGUAUCUCUAAGCCUGGAAGAGCUUUUUCAGGAGAACGCCUUAAAUUUAGAUAGCCUUUUCAGGACCUCCACUUACUCUGGUGGAGACCAGAUCUUGCCCUGGGAGGGAUGUCAAUCUAAUCAUUCCCAAGAUGUCCCCCUGGGUAAACCAGCAGAGGUAUCGCCUCUCAAAGACAACAUUGAGGAACAAAACAAUGUCAGUGACAGCCCACUACCUGGGCUGUUAUUCUCCAAAAUGGCUCAUUUGUUCAGGGACAUCUCAGCCUGCGAUGAACAAAAUCCACCUCUGGGUGACAGAGACCCUGUUACCUGUCACAGGGAGCUGAUAACCCUCAGUGAACAUCCUUCCACUGUGAAGGUUUCAGAUAGGACUCCAGAUACUAACGCUGAGGCGUCCUCUUUGUUGAUAGUUCACCUCUUAUCUGAACACUCCCCUUUUCCCUCCGGCCCUGCUCCUUCAGAUGAGGUAAACCCACAAGGUGUCUGUGAGAAGCUUUUAUUUCCAUCUCUGGAUCAGGACAGAGGCAAACCUCCUCCCUUGCAAGGUGGGGAGACUGUGCCACCUGAAAAUGGGGACAAAGGUUUAUUCCUAGGACCUGUGACUAAUCGGCCCACAGUCAGUAACAUUACCUCAGAAGGUUUACUUGAGAGCAGCCUCUCACACAACACCAUCCCUUUUGACCGCCCUAGCCUAUCUCCAGAGGUUCAGGUGGGAUCUGUGCCUUUGCUGGAUCUGGAGGUUCCCGACUGUGGCCCCAGCCUCUACCCUACUCAUCUCGACUCACCUACCUGCACAGGUGCUCCAUCGGAUUCAACUGCAGAGGAUUCAGAGCAGGAACACACGUUGGCUACUACAAUCCUGACUCUAUCAGACCACAGAGGUGAGGGGGACUCGGCCCUCCUUCUGAACUCCUCACCAUUGAUUGAACCCCUGUUGCCAAAGGUACUCUCUGACAGAGAUGCUUCGAUCCUGGGUCACCUGCCCAGUGGCUGUAGCUCAGAUAAAAAUGGCUCCCAGGAUUUGAUGGAAGACAAAAUUAUCUUUGAUGUUACUAAACACGAGGGAGAGGAGAAAAUGGCUCUGGAUCAGUGCAAUACCUCAGAUGCGCUACGUGAUGAGGAAACUUGGGACUUGAAACUACCCGAGGCUAUACAGGGUGACUGUAUUCCUGCUUUACAAACUGAACAGAGCGAUGAGGUAAGGUUGGCAGACUUGGACCUAUUUGCCAGAACCACAGAUUGUCACAAACAGGAUAGUUUUGAUGGCCUGGUGCUGGAGAUGAAUGGUUCGUCUUCUGAGUCUGGAUGGACAAGUGAACAAGCAGUGGAGAAUCUGUCACUCUCUAAGAUGGUGGGGUCUGACUCCAUGCCUGUGGUUCCCAUAGUGAAUCGGAGAGAGGAAGACCCGUCACCUCUGAAGGUCGUGUUUGAUGCUCUGGACCAGGAUGGGGAUGGAUUUGUACGCAUUGAGGAGUUUAUGGAGUUUGCUGCUGCCUAUGGGGCUGACCAGGUGAAGGAUCUGACCAAGUUUCUGGAUCCUAGUGGGCUGGGGGUGAUCAGCUUCGAGGACUUCUAUCGAGGAAUCACGGCCAUCAGCAAUGGAAGUACAGAGCCCCAGCUCUACGAUGUGCACUUCAGCCCAGGGGACGGAGCAGUGGGCUGCCCAGAGGAGUACGAUGAGCAGAACGAGGUGACGGAUAGUGCCUACCUGGGCUCGGAGAGCACCUACAGCGAGUGUGAGAUGUUCACCGACGAAGACUCGGGAGCCCUAGUCCAGCCAGAGAUGCACGAGGAUGUGGAGACGGACAGUGGCAUCGACGCAACGCUGCACGACCCCGAGGACAGCCACAACAGGUUCUCCUUGAGCUCAGAGCUGCACAGCCUCUCCCUGGUGACAGUGAUCGGCAGGGAGGAGGAGCACUUUGAGGACUUUGGGGAAAGCAACACCUCGGAGCUGCUGCUGGACACCACUGAGGAGGGGACAGAUGGAGAGGGAGACUCAUCCCACCUCCAGACUCUGGACCAGAACAACUGCUCCUCCCUGCUACUCUCUCCCAGCUCCAGCAAGAGGCUGUCCAGCAAGAAAGUAGCACGACACCUCCGGAACAGCUCCAUGACGCUGGACAGCAUGGGCGAACUGUCCCGGGACAUACUGGAUCUGGCCGACACCGACAUCACUGAGAAGGUGCUCCUGCUGGAGCGUCGUGCAGCAGAGCUGGAGAAGGACUCGGAGGCCAGCGGGGAGCAGCACACACGGCUCCGCCAGGAGAACCUGCAGCUGGUGCACCGGGCUAAUGCCCUAGAGGAGCAGCUCAAGGAGCAGGAGCUCCACGCUGAGGACCACUUCCACCAGGAGACCCGCCGCCACAAAGACGCCCUCUCCAAGCUGGAGCGGGAAAUGAGCCUGGAGCUGGAGAACCUGCAAGCUAGGCUGCAGCAGCUGGAUGAGGAGAACAGUGAGCUGAGGUCCUGUGUACCCUGUUACCGUGCCAACAUUGAGAGACUAGAGGAGGAGAAGAGUAAGCUAGAGGAUGAGUUGGAGGAUGUGACUGAGAGGCUGAACGAGGAGCUGGAAACCCGCAGGAAGACGUCCGACAAGCUGACCCACGAACGCCACCAAAACCAGAAGGAGAAGGAGCACACGCAGAAGCUGAUUGAGGACCUGCGGAAGCAGCUGGAGCACCUACAGCUGUACAAGCUGGAGGCAGAGGCCAGGAGGGGGCUCUCUCCCAGUGCCGGGCUGCAAGAGUACCAGAGCCGCACCCGUGAGGCCGAGCUAGAGCAGGAGAUCCGACGCCUCAAGCAAGACAACCGCAGUCUGAAGGAGCAGAACGACGAGCUAAACGGCCAGAUCAUCAACCUGAGCAUCCAGGGAGCCAAGAACCUGGUGACGGCCUCCUUCUCCGAGUCACUGGCGGCUGAGAUCAACUCUGUGUCCCGGGGAGAGUUGAUGGAAGCUAUCCGCAAGCAGGAGGACGUCAACUUCCGACUACAGGACUACAUCGACCGCAUCAUUGUUGCCAUCAUGGAGUCCAACCCCUCCAUGCUGGAGGUCAAGUACUAGAGAUGGCCAUUUUGGAACAGGGUAGCCUGGCGGUCUCUCCGCCUCACUGGACUGCCAUACUGGGAGAGACUGGCUAAACACUUAAAGACUGACUGCUGGGACUGACCACAAAUAUACAGUACCAGUCAAAAGUUUGGACACACCUACUCAUUCAAGGGUUUUUCAAAACUAUGAAAUCACACAAAUGGAAUCAUGUUGUAUGUAAAAAAAAAAGAAGAGAAAAAAAAGAAGUGUUAAACAAAUCUAAAUAUAUUUUUGAUUUUAGAUUCGGCCUUGAUGACUGCUGUGCACACAUUUGGCAUUCUCUCCAUCACCUUCAUGAGAAAUGCUUUUCCAACAGUGUUGAAGGAGUACCCGCAUAUGCUGAGCACUUGUUGGCUGCUUUUCCUUCACUCUGCGGUCCAACUCAUCCCAAACCAUCUCAAUUGGUUUGAGGUUGGGUGAUUGAGGCCAGGUCAUCUGAUGCAGCACUCCAUCACUCUUCUUUCUCAAAUAGCCCUUACACAGCCUGGAGGUGUGUUGGGUUAUUGUCCUGUUGAAAAACAAAUGAUAGUCCCACUAAGCGCAAACCUGAAGGGAUGGCGUAUCGCUGGAGAAUGCUGUGGUACCCAUGCUGGUUAAGUGUGCCUAAAAUUCUAAAUAAAUCACUGACUGUCUCCAGCGAAGCACCAUCACACCUCCUCCAUGCUUCACGGUGGGAACCACACAUCUGGAGAUCAUCCGUUCACCUACUCUGCAUCUCACAAAGACACAGCGGUUGGAACCAAAAAUCUCCAAUUUGGACUCAUCAGACCAAAUGACAGAUUUUCACCGGUCUAAUUUCCCGAGUGGCACAGUGGUCUAAGGCACUGCAUCUCAGUGCUAGAGGCGUCACUACAGACCCUGGUUCGAUCCCAGGGGUCCCAUAGGGCGGUGCACAAUUGGCCCAGCAUCGCCUGGGUUAGGGGAGGGUUUGGCCGGGGUAGGCCGUCUUUGUAAAAUAAGAUUUUUUUCUUAACUGAAUUCCCUAGUUAAAUGAAGAUUAAAUAAAAAAUGCCAGUUACAUCAUAGCCCGUAAAGGCUUUUGCGACUGCAGUUGAAGAAACCUUCAGAGUUCUUCAGAUGUUCCGGAUUGACUGACCUUCAUGUCCUAAAGUAAUGAUGGACUGUCAUUUCUCUUUGCUUAUUUGAGCUGUUCUUGCCAUAAUAUGAACUUGGUCUUUUGCCAAAUAGGGCUACCUUCUGUAUACUACCCCUACCUUGUCACAACAUAUCCGAUUGGCUCAAACGCAUUCAGAAGGAAAUCAAUUCCACAAAUUAACUUUUAACAUGGCACACCUGUUAAUUGAAAUGUAUUCCAGGUGACUACCUCAUGAAGCUGGUUGAGAGAAUGCCAAGAGUGUGCAAAGCUGUCAUCAAGGCAAUGGGUGGCUACUUUGAAGAAUCUCAAAUCAAUUUUGAUUUCUGUAACACUUUUUUGGUUACUACAUUAUUCCAUUUUGUUCAUGACUACACUAUUCUUCUACAAAGUAGAAAAUAGUAAAAAAUAAGGAAAACACUGGAAUGAGUAGGUGUGUCCAAACUUUUGACAUGUAGUGUGUGUGUGUGUGUGUGUGUGUGUGUGUGUGUGUACACACACACACACACACACACACAUAUAUAUACAUAUAUACAGUUGAAGUCGGAAGUUUACAUACACCUUAGCCAAUACAUUUAAACUCAGUUUUUCAUAAUUCCUGACAUUUAAUCCUAGUAAAAAUUCCCUGUCUUAGGUCAGUUAGGAUCACCACUUAAUUUUAAGAAUUUGAAAUGUCAGAAUAAUAGUAGAGAGAAUAAUUUAUUUCAGCUUUUAUUUAUUUAUUCACAUUCCCAGUGGGUCAGAAGUUUACAUACUCUCAAUUAGUAUUUGAUUGCAUUGCGUUUAACUUGGGUCAGCCUUCCACAAGCCUCCCACAAUAAGUUGGGUACAUUUUCUAUAGGAUUGAGGUCAGGGCUUUGUGAUGGCCACUCCAAUACUGUGACUUUGUUGUCCUUAAGGCAUUUUGCCACAAUUUUGGAAGUAUGCUUGGGGUCCAUGUCCAUUUGGAAGACCCAUUUGGAAGCUUUAACUUCCUGACUGAUGUCUUGAGAUGUUGCUUCAAUAUAUCCACAUAAUGUUCCUUCCUCAUGAGGCCAUCUAUUUUGUGAAGUGCACCAGUCCCUCAUGCAGCAAAGCACUCCCAUAACAUGAUGCUGCCACCCUGCUACAACUGUGCUUCACGGUUGGGAUGGUGUUCUUCGGCUUGCAAGCCUCCCCCUUUUUCCUCCAAACAUAACUAUGGUCAUUAUGGCCAAACAGUUAUAUUUUUGUUUCAUCAGACCAGAGGACAUUUCUCCAAAAAGUACUAUCUUUGUCCCCAUGUGCAGUUGCAAACCGUAGUCUGGCUUUUUUAUUGCGGUUUUGGAGCAGUGGCUUCUUCCUUGCUGAGCGGCAUUUCAGGUUAUGCCGAUAUAGGACUCGUUUUACUGUGGAUACAGAUACUUUUGUACCUGUUUCCUCAAGCAUCUUCACAAGGUCCUUUGAUGUUGUUCUGAGAUUGAUUCGCACGUUUCGCACCAAAGUACAUUCAACUCUAGGAGACGGAACGCAUCUCCUUCCUGAGCGGUGUGACGGAUGCGUGGUCCCAUGGUGUUUAUACUUGUGUACUAUUGUUUGUACAGAUGAAUGUGGUACCUUCAGGCGUUUGGAAAUUGCUCCCAAGGACGAACCAUACUUGUCGAGGGCUACAUUUUAUUUUCUGAGAUCUUAGCUGAUUUAUUUUUGGAUUUCCCAUGAUGUCAAGCAAAGAGGCACUGAGUUUGAAGAUAGGCCUUGAAAUACAUCCACAGGUACACCUCCAAUUUAUUUAAAUAAUGUCAAUUAGCCUAUCAGAAGCUUCUAAAGCCAUGGCAUAAUUUUCUGGAAUUUUCCAACCUGUUUAAAGGCACAGUGAACUUCAUGUAUGUAAACUUCUGACCCACUGGAAUUGUGAUACAGUGAAUUAUAAGUGAAAUAAUCUGUCUGUAAACAGUUGUUGGAACAAUUACUUGUGUCAUGCACAAAAGUAGAUGUCCUAACCGACUUGCCAAAACUAUAGUUUUUUAACAAGAAAUUUGUUGUGGUUGAAAAAUGUGUUUUAAUGACUCCAACCUAAGUGUGUGUAAACUUCCGACUUCAGCUGUGUAUAUAUGUACUGUGUAUAUAUGUACUGUAUAUGUAUAGCUAUUUUAGGUGGGAAAAAACACCCCAAUUACCCUUAAAGAAGAUUUUAAUGGAAAAUAAAAUUGUCACUCUUUGUGGCUGUUAUCUGAGAAAAUAAGGUACGUGGUUUAACGUCCCUGGCAUUUGAGCUUUGCUUUUUGUGUGCUUGUCUGUUCCCCCUGAAUACAGUAGGAUUUGGUUAUGAUGACUUCCCUGAAUUUGGGUAGAGGGACCUGAGUUUCCCUUGUGUGUGCGAAUGUGUUUUCUAUGCGGGAACUCUUUCGAGAGUUGGACUGCAUGGAAGAGCUAGUUAACUUGUUGCUGUCCCCUUAAACAUAUUUUAGACAAUUAGAUCUUAUGAGCCUCAAUGCUAACAUGAUUCUAAAACAUGUCCUUCAACUACAUAUCAGCCGAUACCAUCUUUCACCGUGAGAUCAGUAAAUGAAUGAACUCAUGGGACGUUUUGUCCCGUUUCUCCUGUAUUAGACUGAACCGUGUUUAAACCACAUUUAAACAGUAUGAAGCACUGGUCAGGAGACGAGGUCAAAUUAAGUCAACCCUGGCUGCUCUCUUGAAUACAGUCUUGUGGUGCCGCCUACUACAUUAACCGUGUUUAUCCUGAUUUGACUUGGAUUUUCUUCUCAGUGUGAGUUAAGGCAACCCAGGUAAGGGAGGCCUUAACUCUGUUUUAUAAUGAAACAGAGUCCUAGGGAGUCAGGUGGGCUAAAUACUCCAAUAAGAGAACACUAACCCAUCACUUCACUCCCUCUAAUGUAACUUUGGGGUAGUUAAAAACGGACAAAUACAUAUAUAGAUACUGUACUAAAUGAUGCUCAUACUGACAUGAAAUAAUUGGAUGGUGUAACUUGGACACUAAAUCAAAUUGAGAGAAAAUGUUGCUCUGACUAGUUUGUAUUUUUGUAUUUGAGCUGAGUGCACUGGGAAGUGUAGUUCUUUGGCGUGUGACUGACCCAACUGAUCCUUAGUGGACUCAAGCUGAGUGAAAGCAAAAAGGGAGCCGUCUUAUCAAUUGGGAAGUACAUGUCUGGUCUGCUUGUUACCUAUAACUUACUUUCCAUGAAAUGUUGAUAAAAAAGCUGAAUAUAUUUGACAUGUUGAUAAAAAAGCUGAAUAUAUUUGUAAUGUUUUAUUGAAGGAAUGGAAUCGGUUGUACCUAAGACAAAAAGUAUUGUUUGUAAAAAAUAAAAAUAAAAUGUAAAAAGUUUAUUGUUAAGGAAUGUAAUCGGAAUUUGAAGAUAUCUUUUGCUUUAAGAUAACAUGAAUUACUUAAGAAUGCAAAAAUUAUUUGAAAACGGACUUGUUGCUUGUGGCUACCGGAGAGUUUCAGAGGUUAGAUCUUGUAACUCUCCCACAGCUUUUUGAUUUAAAGGAGUAGAAAAUGUUUAACACAUCGAUGAAGCAAUAACGUUGUGAAGAACAGUGGGGAGCGAUGGACAGACGCCACAUUCGGACGUCAACAAACGGACAAAACUCUCUUCUUUACUGUAAGAGCCUCAGUUGACUAAGCCCCAAUCUGAAUCUCUUGAACUUUUAACCACAUUUCUGAAAAUAAGCAAGAGGUAAUGAAAAUGGCAGGCUAUUGAUACAUAUUAUCAGUGCUGCCUAUUCACCAAUGCACUCUCUGACACGGUUGAGAUACUUGACAUAUUGAAGGAUAAUAUUGUUGCUGUCUCUUAACUGCUCGAACUGCAGACAACUUGUAGCAUUCUGUAUCAACCACGCAGCUAUACUAAAGACAAAUGCAGCCUCCUCCACCUUUCAUCUAUAAAACUCUUGCUCUGUCA
Molecule: messenger RNA, 9740 nt
Organism: Oncorhynchus nerka (sockeye salmon)
Lineage: Eukaryota; Metazoa; Chordata; Actinopteri; Salmoniformes; Salmonidae
Product: rab11 family-interacting protein 3-like
Exons: 12
Coding region: 1512-4736 (1074 amino acids)
Biological process (GO): endocytic recycling; regulation of cytokinesis
Cellular component (GO): midbody; endocytic vesicle; cleavage furrow
Molecular function (GO): calcium ion binding
Source: RefSeq, a predicted model, not a curated record